AUGAUAUAUUUAAUUUUGAGUAUUUUUUACUUAAGUGUGUAAUCUUACAUUACUUACGAUUCUGGAACAUACAAAGGCCUAGAUUUAUACACAUAAUCAAGUUUUGUUUGCAAAAACGGAUACUCAACCACAAAAACUAUUUCAUUUUCUGGGACAUUUGAAGUUGCCCCUCAAGUCUUUAUAGUUUUAGAACUUCUUGAUAUGGCAGAAUCUAACACAGAUUUUCGCUUUCAGAUUAGCACAAUAACAACUACAAGUAACUUAAUUAUAACAUCAUAGAUUUUAAUAUAAUCGCAUCAUGUACAUCAAGUCGACAAGUAUAUCAUAUCGACUUUAAUUGGUAUGCAAUAGAUGAUAAGCGAAUUGAAGUUUUUAAUUCUUUCAAUAUGGAUACUAUUACGAGUAAGCAAUUUACUCAUGAAAAUCCAAAUGCAGAAAUAGCAAUAAUUUCUGUGACAAGUAUCUAUUAUGGCAGUGGUGCAAUAGAUUUUAAAUUAUUUGUAAUCUAAAACACUAAAUAAAUAGGUCUCAGAAUUUACAACUACAAGCAUAACAGUUGACAUAAACUAAGAUUCUACCAAAGCAGUGAAUUUAAAAUAAUUAGGAUAUUAACUAAUAUUAACUACUAAUGAUGCAGUAUCAGAUUUGGGACUAAGGUCAAUAACAUCUUCUUACACUAGUCCAGCUUUAAAUAAACUAACUAAUAAAUGGCUCGUGCUUCCCAUAGUUGGCUUUAAUUAUCUUAAUACAUUGAUGAUUGUUUAGAAAAAAACUUACACUACAACAGCGUCAACUAUAACAUAUAGUUUUUCAAAGUGUAUAAUAAAAUUUUAUAAUAGGGGGUUCAAAUCCUUUAUAAUUUGCUGGAGUUACGAUUAGAGAAAUUUGGAUUUCUUACAUAUUUACAACACAAUAUAAGGCUCUCCAAUGUUCCUUUGUAAGAAUUAGUUAGAAGUAUGAUUUGGAGUAACUAACUAAACCAAAAGUAUAUUUGGAAAUACCUUCAGUUAAUUAAGUUUAUUCUACAGUUGGUGAUUUCUCAUUAAUUGUUGAUAAAAGCAUUUCACCAGUUUAAAUAGUCGUUCACUUGAAAUGCCAAAAGGAUAAAAAAGUAGUCGGUCAAUUCAAUAAAUGCAAUAAUUGCUCUGGAUCUUAAAAAUAGUAUGUUUUUAGUCGUAAUUGCAACUCAAAUAUUAAUCAAAUUAGCUUUUACUUAAGAUUUACACCUAAUGUGUAGUCUUAUUAAAAAUUAAAAAUAAGUAUUUUAGAUACAAGUUGCUCAAUCACAUAAGUACUUUAUAAUCAAAUAAAGUCAGAAGAAAAUAUCUUAAAUGUUUAAAUUUUAAAUGUUUGA
Molecule: messenger RNA, 1354 nt
Organism: Paramecium pentaurelia
Lineage: Eukaryota; Ciliophora; Oligohymenophorea; Peniculida; Parameciidae
Source: the annotation of a GenBank genome assembly